CGACGCCAACUCCGUGCAGCUUAGCUCCCCCACCUUCCCUCUCGAGUCUCCAUCCAUCUUCAGCGGACUUCGGUUUUAUCCUAACCCUAACCUACCCCCGCCUCUCGCGGUCUCGCCCUGUAAGCCCUAGCUUGCGCGCGAUGCAGCCGACGACCCGGGAAAUGCAAGCCAUGGCCGCCGCCGGCCAGAUCUCCCUCGACGACCUGCGCAGCGGCCACGCGGGGGUCAACAAUGGCGGCGCCGGCGGCGUGCACGACGACUUCCUCGACCAGAUGUUCGGCAGCCUGCCGCCCUCGGCCUGGCACGACCUUGCCGCCGGGACCAAGCCCGAGGACGGCGCGCAGGCCGACGGGAUGCAGCAGCAGUUGUUUGGGGGCCCGUACGACGACUCGAUGAUGCUGGCGUCGCGGCUCCGGCAGCACCAGAUUAGCGGCGGCCCUGGCGGCGGCGCCGCCUCGGCGAAGCAGAUGGUGCUGCGGCAGCUCGCCGAUCUGAGGCAGGGCCACCACAACAACAUGCUCCUCCAGGGCAUGGGCCGCUCGCCGUCCAUCGGCGGCGGCGGCGGGGAGGGCGGCCUGCUGCUCCCACUCACCCUCGGCAACGGCGGAUCGGGCGGCGACGUGCAGGCCCUGCUGAAAGCCGCCGCCAAUUCCGCCGGAGGGGACGCCGGCGUCUUCGGCGGCUUCGCCGGAUCGCUCCAGCAACAGCAACAUUUUCAGCCACAUCCACAGCAGCAAACGGCGCCCAUGCCGAGCCAGACCUUUGGCGGAGUAGGAGGUGCUCCCGGCGGCGGGGCGCAACCACAACAACAAGCCGGGGGAGGAGGAGGCGGCGGCGCGCCGGCGCCGCCGAGGCAGCGGGUGCGCGCGCGGCGAGGCCAGGCCACCGACCCACACAGCAUCGCGGAGCGACUUCGCCGGGAGAGGAUCGCCGAGAGGAUGAAGGCCCUUCAAGAACUGGUGCCCAACGCCAACAAGACGGACAAGGCGUCGAUGCUGGACGAGAUCAUCGACUACGUCAAGUUCCUGCAGCUCCAAGUCAAGGUGCUGAGCAUGAGCCGGCUGGGCGGCGCCGCUGCCGUCGCGCCGCUCGUGGCCGACAUGUCCUCGGAGGGGCGAGGCGGCGCGGCCGGCGGAGCGGCCGACGGGAGCGACGGCCUGACGGUGACGGAGCAGCAGGUGGCCAAGCUGAUGGAGGAGGACAUGGGCGCCGCCAUGCAGUACCUGCAGGGGAAGGGCCUCUGCCUCAUGCCGGUUUCCCUCGCCUCCGCCAUCUCCUCCGCCACGUGCCAGCUCCGCCCCCCGGCAGCCGCGGCCGGCGGCCCCUUCACCGCCGCACAGCACAUGAGCGCCGCCAUGCGCAUGAGCGUCGGCGACGGCGGCGUGCCGGCGUCGCCGAGCAUGUCCGUGCUCACGGCGCAGUCGGCCAUGGCCAACGGUGGAGCCUGCGCCAACGACGGCGAGGGUUCGCAUCCCAAGGACGCCGCGUCCGUCUCCAAGCCGUGAGCGGAGCCCGCGACGGCCGCCGCGCCGCGCCACAUACGAACGGCGGACGAAAACCCUCGACGUCAUCGUCCACGGAUCCAUUCAUGACCCGGUCUCCGCUCCGCUCGCUUCCACGGUCGCAUUUCCACAGACCCGUGGGCUCCGUAGUGGGCCCAGCAGCUCCCACCAGGCCGCAGGCCCGGACCCCACUCUAGCGGCUGCAGCCCACGGGCAGCCCUUUUUUCUUUUUUCUUUUUCUUUUUCCUAAUGUUGCCAUUAUUUUCUUCCCCUUUCUUCUUACAUUAUUACUAGUUUUAUCAUAGCAUCAUGUUUGUUAUUUAACCUAAGUAUAUAUAUUGAUCCGGGUCGGGUACUUCUGGCUUUGCGCCAGCUUUAGCCUCUC
This is a messenger RNA of Triticum aestivum (bread wheat), 1887 nucleotides long. RefSeq names its product bHLH transcription factor RHL1. Gene Ontology annotation, biological process: regulation of transcription by RNA polymerase II. Bases 141 to 1505 code for a protein of 454 amino acids. The transcript has 7 exons. Lineage: Eukaryota; Viridiplantae; Streptophyta; Magnoliopsida; Poales; Poaceae. The record is from RefSeq and is a predicted model, not a curated record. Gene Ontology annotation, molecular function: RNA polymerase II cis-regulatory region sequence-specific DNA binding; DNA-binding transcription factor activity, RNA polymerase II-specific; protein dimerization activity. Gene Ontology annotation, cellular component: nucleus.